Messenger RNA from Sphaeroforma arctica JP610, 844 nucleotides. RefSeq lists its product as hypothetical. The record is from RefSeq and is a predicted model, not a curated record. The transcript has 5 exons. Bases 168 to 710 code for a protein of 180 amino acids. Gene Ontology annotation, molecular function: phosphatase activity; inositol diphosphate tetrakisphosphate diphosphatase activity. Gene Ontology annotation, cellular component: cytoplasm. Gene Ontology annotation, biological process: protein dephosphorylation. Lineage: Eukaryota; Ichthyosporea; Ichthyophonida.
GAUAAAUAUGUUCACGUCGCCAUUAUGAAAAAUUGUAUAAAUAUUUAUUUAAAUAUUAGCGAUUAGUACGAUAGACAUAGCUCCGCAGUCCGCAUGUGUCACGCACUCAAGAAGACAAUGAUGCGGUCAGACAAAACCUGAACAACGGAUAGAACUGGCAGUCCGCAAUGGCACAUCUCAGCUGUCACGAUUUGUACGGUCCCGGUGAUCCGGACGAGUACAUACCGCCCGAAAACCUGGCAAUGGUGUCUACUGGAAUAUACAGAGCUGCCCUGGCGAAAAAAAAGAAUUUUGCAUACCUGCGGCGUCUGGGCUUGCGUUCAAUACUGACUCUUUUCCAGGAGGAUUAUCCUGCAGCCAAUCUAGAAUAUAUGAAGGAAAACAACAUCAAACUUCUGCAAUUUGGGGUGCCGGGAAAUAAAGAACCAUUUGUUGACAUUCCCUCCGACGUUAUCAGAGAUGCCCUAUCUGCGCUACUGGACGUCCGCAACCAUCCUAUCUUAAUCCACUGCAAUAAGGGAAAGCACAGGACUGGUUGUCUAGUAGGAUGCUUAAGAAAGCUGCAAUCUUGGAGUCACACGUCUAUAUGCGAUGAAUACCGUCGAUUUUCUUACCCAAAAUCCAGAACUUUAGACCAGCAGUUCAUCGAACUCUUCGAUAUAUCUGGGAUUCCAUUCGAUAAGCGUUACAAACCUGCCUGGCUUCAGUAGACGGGCAAGAAAAUUCAGUGCAAAUGAAUGCCUUUGAAAAUUUUAUGUAGAUUGAUAGCACGAACAAAAUAUCGCCAAACAAUGCGUAUAUUUGAUAUAAAAAACUAAAGAGCCGACAACGAUUUUAGCAUGUC